GAUGAAUAGAUGGAAUGCCAGUCUGAUCAGGCCACCAGCCGUUCAGAAGGUCUUUGCUGAGAAAGAAGCAGCCGAGUCCCUCGAAGCACAAGGAACAAUAAUACGACCGAAAUUGAAAAUAUCCGACUCAAGGUCAUGUGUUCUCUGCAAGGUCACUGGAGACGCAUACACCAAUGGACCUGGAAGGUUACUUCUGUUGAAUGUCGACAAGUGGGUUCACUUGAACUGCGCCCUCUGGUCUUAUGAGGUCUACGAGACCAUGAACGGCUCUCUAAUGAACGUCGAACAAGCCUGUAGACGUGGCACUGGCAUCGAUUGCAUCGUCUGCAGACAGUCUGGCGCCACUAUCGCCUGCUUCCGACCCAGGUGCGCUAAUGUCUAUCACCUGGAUUGCGCCAUCAAAGAUGAAGCUGUUUUCUAUCAGGACAAGACGAUACUGUGUCGGCAGCACGCCACGAGGUCAGACGCCUCAAGCGUCCUCACGUCACUGUCUGUCUUCAGGAGGGUCUACGUCAACAGAGAUGAAGAGAAACAAGUGGCCAGAACGAUGCAGCACGAAGAGAGGAAGUGUGUUUUGAGGCUUGGAGGAGUUGUGGUACACAAUCUAGGCCAGUUGUUGCUUCAUCAGAUCCAAAGUGGUCUCUACAACAAUGCCGACUAUAUAUAUCCGGUGGGUUUCAAGAGUUCUCGUUUUUACUGGAGUUACAGGCAGACAAAUAAAAGAUGCAGAUACCUCUGCAAGAUCGACGACGGUGGAGAUGACGGUGGUAGUGAUGGUGGUAGUGGCGGCGGCGGUGGUGGUGGUGGCGGACCGGUCUUCUCGGUGGUCGUUUUUGAGAAAGGAUUUGAACAGACAACAUUCAAAGAUAGCACUUGCAAAGGGGUGUGGUCCCAGAUAUUGACGCCCUUGGAAAAGAUGAGGCGGGAGAACGACCUUGUGAAGAUAUUUCCUCUCUACCUGUCAGGGGAGGAUCUUUUUGGUCUGGGAGAGCCCACCAUUGUCAAGCUCGUCGAGUCGUUGCCGAGCGUCGAGUUGCUGCCGAAUUACAACUUCAAGUUCGGAAGGACUCCCCUCUACAAACUCCCACUGGCCGUCAACCCCAGUGGCUGUGCGCGUACUGAACCCAAACUAAGGAUGCAUUUUAAGAGGCCACACGCCUUGCACGGCAGCAACAGCAGUAGCGGCAGUCGGAACUUGCAGUCUCACCUGAGCAUGUUGCGUUCGAGUGAGUCCACUCCUUACCUCAAACAGUUCGCCCACUCGAAGACGCAGCAAUACAGGAGGUUAAAAACUGAAUGGAGAAAUAAUGUCUACCUCAGAAGGUCUAAUAUACAGGGCCUAGGCUUGUUUGCAGCCCGUGAACUUGAAAAGCACACCAUGGUCAUUGAGUACAUCGGUCAGCUGAUCAGAGCUGAACUGGCUGAGAAGAGAGAGAAGAUUUAUGAAAAAAGCAACCACGGCGUUUACAUGUUCCGCAUCGAGAACACGAACCUCGUGGUGGACGCCACAAUGAGUGGUGGGCCUGCCCGCUACAUCAACCACUCUUGCAAUCCAAACUGUGUGGCCGAGAUGGUGCCAUUCGAGAAGGAGAAGGACAAUAAGAUCAUCAUCAUCACGAAGAGGAAGAUUGCUCAGGGCGAGGAGCUCUGCUACGACUACAAGUUUGACUUGGAAGAUGACCAGCACAAGAUUCCUUGCCUCUGUGGUGCUCCCAACUGUCGCAAGUGGAUGAAUUAGUGCGUGUGUGCGCGCGUGUGUUUGCGUGCGUAUGUGGGUGGUUGGCCAUUUAUGAUGAAUGGCUACUGAAUAAUACAAUAGUUAAUUGACCCUAAAAUAAAUUUUAGUAUUUUAUUUGUGUGGCAGCAGUACAAAACGCUUUGAAUUGGUAUUGAUGGUGAUGACGACCGCAGAGUGAUGACGGGAUGAGGAUGGUGAUAAAAAUGAUGUAAUAAUUUGCCGUGGUUAUGACGUACGCUGCUGAACUGGAGUAAUAAAUAGAACGAAUGGAGAAGAUGGCAAUUGCAUUGAUUGCACUGUCAACAUAGAAUCUUACAGUGAGUCAGUCGAUAGAUGGAGCUGAUGGUCAGUGAGAGUGCACUUUUCAUUUUAUUAAGGGACGAUAUUUUUGUUAAUCAUUUUUAGUCAUGCGACGAUAUCAUUAUCAGUUUUAUUCUAUUUGUAUCUUCCUCACAUGCUGGGAUGGCGGUUCCAUCAGAAUUUAUCUAGUUUUAAUUCUGAAAAAAUAUAGACGUUCGAAGCUUAAUGCAAGUUGAUCAUGCAAUUAAACAAUCAAAUCUCAUGAAUAAUCAAUCGAUCACUCAAAUCAAUCAGUCAAAUCAACCAAUCGGCCAAUCAAUCAAUCAAUAGAUCGAUCAUUUAACCAAUAGUUUGUAUUCACGUGCAAUCAUCUGAUUCAACCAACAAUUAUGUUAUUCAUUUAUUCAUUCAUUCAUUUAUUCAUUCAUUUAUUUAUCAGCUGAACAUUUUUCAUUCUCAUUUCAUCAUGAAAACGUUUAACAUUUUUAUAUUAUAUAAUAUAUAUUACAUCAAUGGUGUUACUUUUAAACGGACUUCAUAAUGAUGAUGAUCAUCGUUAUUAUUAUUAUUAUUAUUAUCACAAAUUUAUUUAUUUUCCUUAUAUUUUCUGAAAAAUAUAUUUCACAUAACUUUCAUUGUAAUGGACAGGAAGAUGCGCUUUUCUAUCUUACAGCUUUUUUUAUUUUCGUUGGUUCAAUUUUAACGUUAAUUUGCUUUCUUUCAAAUUGUCUAAUUAUCUUUUAAUAAUAAAAA
Molecule: messenger RNA, 2791 nt
Organism: Helobdella robusta
Lineage: Eukaryota; Metazoa; Annelida; Clitellata; Rhynchobdellida; Glossiphoniidae
Exons: 12
Biological process (GO): positive regulation of transcription by RNA polymerase II
Cellular component (GO): MLL3/4 complex; nucleus
Molecular function (GO): transcription coactivator activity; histone H3K4 methyltransferase activity; histone binding
Source: RefSeq, a predicted model, not a curated record